UGGCGGCCGGGCUCGGGGAGGAUCAUGACUGCUGCAGCGAACUGGGUGGCGAACGGGGCGAGCCUCGAGGACUGCCACUCCAACCUCUUCUCGCUGGCUGAACUCACAGGAAUAAAAUGGCGUAGGUACAAUUUUGGAGGGCAUGGGGACUGUGGGCCCAUCAUUUCAGCCCCUGCCCAGGAUGAUCCAAUCCUGUUAAGCUUCAUUCGCUGCCUGCAAGCCAACCUGCUGUGUGUAUGGCGCCGGGAUGUCAAACCAGAUUGCAAAGAGUUAUGGAUAUUUUGGUGGGGAGAUGAACCCAAUUUAGUUGAUGUGAUACAUCAUGAGUUACACAUAGUGGAGGAAGGACUAUGGGAGAAUGGCCUUUCCUAUGAAUGUAGGACCCUGCUCUUCAAAGCAAUCCACAACUUAUUAGAAAGGUGCCUAAUGGAUAAAAACUUUGUCAGGAUUGGUAAAUGGUUCGUUCGACCCUAUGAAAAGGAUGAGAAGCCAGUCAACAAAAGUGAACAUUUGUCCUGUGCCUUCACAUUUUUUCUUCAUGGGGAAAGUAACGUGUGCACGAGUGUGGAGAUUGCCCAGCACCAGCCAAUUUAUCUGAUUAAUGAAGAGCAUAUUCAUAUGGCGCAGUCAUCCCCUGCACCAUUCCAGGUGCUGGUAAGCCCGUAUGGCUUAAAUGGGACACUGACAGGCCAGGCAUAUAAGAUGUCAGACCCAGCCACCCGCAAGCUAAUUGAGGAAUGGCAGUAUUUCUACCCAAUGGUGCUGAAGAAGAAAGAGGAGCGGAAGGAGGAAGAGGAGUUAGGAUAUGAUGAUGAUUUCCCCGUGGCAGUCGAAGUAAUCGUUGGCGGUGUUCGUAUGGUGUAUCCAUCAGCCUUUGUUUUGAUCUCUCAAAAUGAUAUCCCAGUGUCUCAGAAUGUUGUUGGUGCUGGAGGUCACAUUGUUGUUGGCCAGCAUGGAGUUGGAAGCAUGAAAGACCCCAGUCAUUGUGGGAUGCCACUCACCCCACCCACUUCUCCAGAACAAGCUAUCAUAGGUGAAGGUGGAGGCCCUCUGAGCACCGUCGGUCACUUAACUGCCCAGGAGGGGAUGGCUACUAUGCACAGUCCAAAGAGAUCAGGGGAGAUUCCCCCCAAACUCCACAGUCACAUGGUCCACAGAGUCUGGAAGGAAUGCGUCCUCAACCGAACACAGCCCAAGAGGAGUCAGGUAUCUGCUCCACACCUGGAGGAAGAAGCCUCUAAUGAGCCUCCUCCUCCUCCUUCUUGGGGUUUCGUGGAUCCUGCCCAAAGAGCCAGCUGUUCCUGUUCCAGGCAUAAGCUUUUCAAACAGCGCUGUGCAGUUGGGCCCAGCCGGCCUCCUUCAAUAUCACAGCCUGGGUUUACUAUCGGCCCAUCAUCUUCUUCAUCUUUGCCACCUCCAGCCUCUUCUAAGCACAAAACAACAGAAAGACCAGAAAAAGGAGACAAACUCCAAAAGAGGCCUGUGAUGCCAUUCCACCAUAGGCCCUCUGUGGGUGAAGAAUUAUGCAUGGAGCAGGACACACCAGGACAGAAGCUGGGCUUGGCCGGGGUUGACUCCUCCUUAGAAGUCCCAAGUAGUAGGAAGUAUGAUAAGCAGAUGGCUGUGCCUUCCAGAAACACAAACAAACAAAUGCAUCUGAAUCCCAUGGAUUCACCCCAUUCCCCCAUUUCCCCUCUGCCUCCAACACUCAGCCCACAGCCAAGAGGUCAGGAAGCAGAGAGUUUGGACCCACCAUCCAUUCCUGUGAAUCCAGCACUCUAUAGUAAUGGACUAGAGCUCCAGCCAUUAUCAAAUUUGGAUGACAGGACUGUUCUUGUGGGCCAGAGACUGCCUCUCAUGGCAGAGGUCAGUGAGACAGCCUUGUACUGUGGGAUAGUGCCCCCAAAUUAUGAAUCAUCUGAUAAAUGGCACAGUUACCGUCUACCACCAAGUGAUGAUCCAGAGUUCAGGCCUCCAGAGCUCCAGAGUGAGCAAUAUGAUGUCAAGAUAGAGAUAAAUACAGACAGCUCUGCACUGAAAAGACUCUUAGCACAACCUAACAAACGGUUUAAAAUCUGGGAAGAUAAGCAGCCCCAGGGGCAGGCAGGUUACCUAGACCGGUCACCUCGAAUGCAGCAGCCUUCAGAGAGCCUGGGCGAUGCCAGUGACCCCUAUACCUUUGAGGAUGGCGACAUCAAGUACAGUUUCACUGUCAACAAGAAAUGCAAACUUGGAACUGAUAAAGACCUGCUCAAAAAGAAUAAGUCUGAAGAUGGAUUUGGUACAAAAGAAAUCCCUCCACCAGGUCAUUCCACACCAGUUCCUGAUGGGAAAGAUGCCAUGUCUAUUUUCAGUUCUGCUCCAAAAACAGAUGUCCGUCAGGAAAGUGCUGCCAGCAGAGCUGGCCCCAGCAGCCUUACGCAGGUGACUGAUCUGGCCCCUUCCCUCCAUGAUUUGGAUAACAUCUUUGAUAAUUCUGAUGACGAUGAACUUGGGGCUGCAUCACCAGCACUUCGGUCAUCAAAAAUCCCGACAGUAGGAACUGAAGAUCGACCUCUGGGGAAAGAUGGGAGAAUGGCAGUUCCUUAUCCUCCAACAGUGGCAGAUCUACAAAGGAUGUUUCCUACUCCUCCAUCUUUGGAACAACAUCCUGCCUUCUCUCCUGUGAUGAAUUAUAAAGACGGCAUCAGCUCUGAGACCGUGACUGCAUUGGGCAUGAUGGAGAGUCCAAUGGUCAGCAUGGCCUCAACCCAACUCACGGAGUUCAAAAUGGAAGUGGAAGAUGGGUUAGGAAGUCCAAAACCUGAAGAAAUCAAGGACUUCUCAUACGUUCAUCAAGUUCCCACCUUGCAGCCUUUUGUGGGUUCCUCCCUGUUUGCUCCACUGAAGAUGUUGCCCAGCCAGUGCCUGCUGCCUCUGAAGGUGCCGGAUGCCUGCCUCUUCAGGCCCUCCUGGGCAGCUCCUCCCAAAAUCGAGCAGCUCCCUCUGCCGCCUGCAGCUGCCUUUGUCCGAGAUGGCUACAAUAACGUGCCUAGUGUCGGGAGCCUCGCAGACCAGGAUUAUUUGAAUACGCCAGUGACAGUCAACAGUGCGGCACCAGCCAGCAACAGUGGGGCAGGCGUGCUGCCCUCCCCAGCAACUCCUCGCUUUUCUGUCCCAACACCUCGGACACCCCGGACCCCACGGACUCCCAGAGGUGGCGGCACAGCCAGUGGCCAAGGGUCUGUUAAAUAUGAUGGCACUGAGCAGGGGUCACCAGCCUCCACCCCAUCCACCACGAGGCCCCUCAGCUCCGUGGAGCCUGCCACCACCCAGCCUGUCCCUGAGGCCCACAGUCUGUAUGUAACCUUGAUUCUCUCUGAUUCUGUGCUGAAUGUCUUCAAAGACCGGAACUUUGACAGCUGUUGCAUAUGUGCCUGCAACAUGAAUAUCAAAGGGGCAGAUGUUGGGCUCUACAUCCCUGAUUCUUCCAAUGAGGACCAGUACCGCUGUACCUGUGGCUUCAGUGCCAUCAUGAACCGCAAGCUGGGCUAUCAUUCGGGGCUCUUCAUUGAGGAUGAAGUGGAUAUUUUUGGGAAAAACUCAGAUCUUGGCCAGGCAGCUGAGCGGCGGUUAAUGAUGUGUCAGACUGCCUUUCUUCCACAGAUGGAGGGGAGCAGGAAAGCCCAAGAGCCCCCUAUCAGCCUUCUUCUCCUUCUCCAGAACCAACACACACAGCCAUUUGCAGCACUAAGUUGCCUGGGCUGCCUCUCCCCCAGUCACCGUCACACCCUUCCUGGUACACACUGGAGUUAUGACAGGGUACAAGCAGAUCAUAAUGAUUCUUGGACAGAGUGUGUCAAUGCGCUGGAGCAGGGGCGACAGUAUGUAGACAACCCCACUGGUGGGAGAGUGGAUGAAGCCCUUGUCCGAAGUGCCACUGUCCACUCUUGGCCUCAUAGCAAUGUGCUGGACAUCAGUAUGCUCUCCUCCCAGGAUGUGGUGCGGAUGCUGCUCUCCCUGCAGCCAUUUCUCCAGGAUGCCAUUCAGAAGAAGCGAACAGGCAGGACCUGGGAGAAUAUCCAGCAUGUGCAGGGACCCCUGACCUGGCAGCAGUUCCACAAGAUGGCUGGACGUGGCACCUAUGGCUCAGAAGAGUCCCCGGAGCCCUUACCCAUCCCCACUCUGCUGGUGGGCUACGACAAGGACUUCCUGACAAUUUCACCAUUCUCCUUGCCAUUUUGGGAGAGGCUCUUGUUAGAACCCUAUGGGGGCCACCGAGAUGUUGCUUAUAUUGUGGUGUGUCCAGAAAAUGAGGCCUUGCUCGAAGGAGCCAAAACUUUCUUCAGGGACUUGAGUGCUGUGUACGAGAUGUGCAGGCUGGGGCAGCACAAACCCAUCUGCAGAGGGCUCCGGGACGGGAUCAUGCGUGUGGGGAAGACGGUGACAGCCAAGCUGGCCGACGAGCUGGUGAGCGAGUGGUUCAGCCAGCCCUGGAGCAGUGAGGACAGCGACAAUCAUUCCAGACUGAGGCUUUAUGCCCAGGUCUGCCGCCACCACCUCGCACCUUAUUUAGCCACUCUGCAGCUGGAUAGCAGCCUGCUGCUUCCACCCAAGUACCCCAGCUCACCCCCAGCAGCAGGAGCAGCGGCAGCGGCGGCAGCACAGACCCCGGCUGCCCCUGGGAGCGCAGGACCCGGGGCUUCAAAUCCUUCUGGACCCGGAGCUCCGCCGGCCGGCACCUCCAGCAGCAGCUCGGGUGGUCCUUCUGUGAGUGCCGGCUCCUCUGGGGCUGGUGCGACCCCAGGAAGCGCGGCCUCUUCUUCAGGCCUCAGCGGCGGCCCAGGACAGACCCCCAGCACCGGGACGGGCACAACAGACAGGGCACAGAGCAGCCUGGGCUCGGGAGGGGAGGCAGAACCUGGACAGAACUCCUCUCAACAGCCCCCACCUGAAGGCCCAGACAGUGUCACAGAAAGGGAAAGGAUAGGGAUUCCCACGGAACCAGAAUCGGCCGACAGCCAGGCCUACCCACCGGCCGUGGUCAUCUACAUGGUGGAUCCCUUUACCUACACUGCAGAGGAUGAGUCCACGUCCGCAAACUUCUGGCUGCUCAGUCUGAUGCGCUGUUACACAGAGAUGCUGGAUAACUUACCUGAGAAUAUGAGAAACUCUUUCAUUCUCCAAAUUGUGCCUUGCCAGUACAUGCUGCAGACAAUGAAGGAUGAACAAGUUUUCUACAUUCAGCACUUGAAGUCCAUGGCAUUCUCAGUGUACUGCCAGUGCAGGCGGCCUCUACCCACCCAGAUCCACAUUAAAUCUCUCACAGGCUUCGGACCGGCAGCCAGCAUUGAGAUGACCCUGAAGAACCCUGAGCGGCCCAGUCCAAUCCAACUUUACUCCCCUCCUUUUAUACUGGCACCGAUCAAAGACAAACAGACAGAACUGGGAGAGACAUUUGGAGAAGCCAGCCAGAAGUAUAAUGUGCUCUUCGUUGGCUAUUGUUUGUCCCAUGAUCAGCGCUGGCUCUUAGCCUCUUGCACUGACCUCCAUGGCGAAUUAUUGGAAACUUGCAUUGUAAAUAUUGAUUUACCAAACAGAUCCCGGAGGAGUAAAGUGUCACCACGAAAAAUUGGGCUCCAAAAGUUAUGGGAAUGGUGCAUUGGGAUCGUUCAGAUGACAUCACUGCCUUGGAGAGUUGUGAUUGGGCGCCUUGGGAGGCUUGGCCACGGGGAGUUAAAAGACUGGAGCAUCCUUCUGGGUGAAUGUUCACUGCAGACAAUCAGUAAACAGCUGAAGGAGGCAUGUCGCAUGUGUGGACUCUCAGCUGCAGAUUCACCUUCCAUCCUCAGUGCCUGCCUGGUGGCCAUGGAGCCCCAGGGGGCCUUCGUUGUGAUGCCAGAUGCUGUCACCAUGGGCUCUGUUUUUGGCCGCAGUACCGCACUGAACCUCCAGUCAUCUCAGCUCAACACACCUCAAGAUGCUUCUUGUACACACAUCCUGGUGUUUCCAACAUCUUCAACUAUCCAGGUGGCUCCGGCCAACUACCCAAAUGAAGAUGGCUUCAGCCCCAACAAUGAUGAUAUGUUCGAUCUUCCAUUCCCAGAUGAUAUGGACAAUGACAUUAGGAUUUUAAUUACGGGGAACCUCCAUUCCUCUCCAAACUCCUCACCAGUUCCUUCCCCAGGCUCUCCUUCUGGAAUUGGAGUGGGCUCUCAUUUCCAGCACAGUCGGAGCCAGGGUGAGCGCCUUCUUUCUAGAGAAGCUCCUGAGGAACUGAAGCAGCAACCCCUUGCACUGGGCUAUUUUGUGUCAACGGCCAAAGCUGAGAACCUUCCUCAGUGGUUCUGGUCCUCAUGUCCACAAGCCCAAAACCAGUGCCCUCUCUUCCUCAAGGCCUCCCUGCACCACCACAUCUCAGUAGCUCAGAUGGACGAACUUCUCCCCACCAGGACCUCUCAGCGCGUGCCACACCCUCUCGACUCCAAAACCACAUCCGAUGUCCUAAGGUUUGUUCUGGAACAAUACAACGCGCUGUCCUGGCUCACGUGUAAUCCUGCCACCCAGGAUCGCACUUCCUGCCUUCCCGUCCACUUUGUGGUGCUCACUCAAUUGUACAACGCCAUCAUGAAUAUCCUUUAAUUUGAAAAGCACUUGUUCCUUUCUGGCUCAGACCUCCCUCUCUUUCCUCAAAACCUCAAUCGAAGAAAUGAACUACAAUCUGCAAAAGGCCCAUAAUCCUUUCUCCAGACCAGCCUCCAUGAUCCUGUGAUGGGCUUCACUUUCCCAAGAGGCACAUGUCAAUUCUGCCGUGUUCAUCUCUGCCCGAGUGACACGACACAUUGAUGCUUCUCUCAAGGACCUGGGAACUCCUGGGCACAGUGACAUUCAGCCAGUGUUAAUGUCGUGUAGGGCCUAGUCCUACUGGUCAACAGGAAGUUUUGUGUUUUGUGUGGGUCUUUUUUUCUUUUUUUUUCCUUUUUUUUUUUUAGGAGGAAAACAUGGAGAAUGUGGUGUCCUUUUCCAUAGAGGACUGACCCUGUUUUGAGUCUCUGUUUAAAAAAUUAGGGCAAGUUUGCUCUUCAGGGCUAAGUCCUCUGGGAAUUGGUACGGGUAGCCUGCAAAUGUUUGAACUCCAUAAGGUGGGGCUAUAGAAAAAUAAGGACCAGCUCAAGUAUGUUAUUAAAAAAACCAUAAAAAACAAACAAAAAAAAAAGUUUCUGCCGCCUUAAUAAUUGGAAUGAGUGCUUUGGUUGAUUUCUCAGUCUGUGUAGAUGGGAAUGGUCUGGCACAUGUUAACUUUGUCUAUUUAUUUUAAAUCAUA
Messenger RNA from Gracilinanus agilis (Agile Gracile Mouse Opossum), 7303 nucleotides. RefSeq names its product mediator complex subunit 13L (gene MED13L). The transcript has 31 exons. Gene Ontology annotation, biological process: regulation of transcription by RNA polymerase II. Gene Ontology annotation, cellular component: mediator complex. Gene Ontology annotation, molecular function: transcription coregulator activity. Bases 25 to 6621 code for a protein of 2198 amino acids. Lineage: Eukaryota; Metazoa; Chordata; Mammalia; Didelphimorphia; Didelphidae. The record is from RefSeq and is a predicted model, not a curated record.